AAGUAAAAAUGUGUGUCAGCGGUCGAAACAGCGAGUGUAUUCAGCGUCCUGCACACAAUUCUGUUCAUUGCAAGUGUUUUCCUUGAUGCAGUGGUCUUGUCUGUACACUACACAAAGAUUAUAUUCUAAAAUAAAGAAUGUUUUAAUUUGGAAAACACUAAAACCACGUGCGUUUGUAACGCAAAUUUCAAACCUGACGCCAACCAACGUUGAAAGCCAGAGUCGAUAACCAUGAUAUUCAGAUUGGUCACGUGACCUGUUUAUUUCGAGCGGAAGGGGUUCCCGCCGGACAUUUUUUUUUAGGGAAUUCCUCAUGUUAAACGUCAACACCCCGAUUAUACUCUUAAUGAACGAUACUGUUCGAUAGUGUGAAUUAGUCAGUAUCGAUUUUCAGAAUGAGUUACGGUUUGGAAGAUAACUUGGACUGUGAGGAACCAUUUAGUGUGGAUGAUAAUUUAUCAGCGCUACAGAAGUUAGAAAAAUAUAUGGAAAGUGAUAAUGUAUAUACAAGACAAAUGGUAGCCAAAGGUCUGCUUGAUACUUUACACUCUGUCGACACAGAACAGACUCGGGCCGUACUCACAGCUAUGGUCAAACUGUCAGAGGAUUCAGAUCCAAUAGUUAGGUCUGAACUGAUGGAUCAAGUUCCACAUAUUGCUCUUUAUUGUCACAAGAAUGGAGACCUCAUUCAUAACGCAGUUGAAGAGUACAUUCUGCCUAUGGUUGUUCGUUACCUUGAUGAUGCAAAUAAUCAGGUCCGUAAAACAAGCCAGGCAGCAUUACUGGUUUUAUUGGAGCAAGAUCUAGUAACCAAAGAACUUGUGGAAAGCCUGGUUGUGCAUGUGAUCUUGGAACUUGCUGGAGUUGACAGUCUGGACGAGUACAGGACAGAAGCAGUGGCACUGAUGAGCAAAAUGGCUCCACUGUUGGGAAAAGAGAUGACAGAGAGAGUCUUCCUUGAUCGCUUCUGUGAAAUGUGCACCGAUCCUCUAUUCCAUGUUAGAAAGGUUUGUGCGGCCAAUUUCGGAGAUUUUUGUUCAGUCGUUAGCCAGGAGAGCACUGAAAAGAAACUACUGCCCAAGUUCUACUACCUGUGUGAGGACGGUGUGUGGGGGGUGAGAAAGGCGUGUGCCGAGUGCUUCAUGACUGUUUCCUGCACCUGCUCCCAUGACGUCCGCAAGACCGAGCUGUCGGCUCUGUUUGUCAGCCUCCUCUGUGAUCAGUCUAGAUGGGUACGGAUGGCAGCCUUUCAACAGUUAGGGCCAUUCAUAUCCACAUUUGCCGAUGCUGACUGUACUGGUCUCUAUAUGCAAGAGGACGGUAGUCUCGUCUUUAAACCUUCAUAUGCAAUGAAAAAAAGGCAAAAGGAAGAGGAGGAGGAUUCUGUUGUUUCAGAGAUUGUUGACUGUGAUAGUAAAACUUUGCCUGAUGUUAUACCCACCAAUAUGUUAGAACAAAACCAAUCUGCAGUUUGUGAUAUUACUGCUAAUGUUAUGAUGGUUGACAUGGACACAUCUGCUGACAAUGAUUCAUUAGAAGACAAAAAGAAGAAAGUUGGAACGGAAUCUGAAUGGAGGGACUUCGGUAGUAGUCCUGGUCUUGUACAAGUCAAUACUGACAAAUCUGUUGAAGAAAUAAGAGCUGAACAUUACGUAGGCCAAAAUAUAGAAAAGGACAAAAUUGUAGAAACAUUAAGUGAUGAAAAGACAAUAGAAUCAAAUGUUGUAGAACCUGUUCAAGAUAUUGUAGACACUCAAACUAGUACGGGUCAUAAUAGUAAUAAUAAUCUAACAGAAGAACAUAUAGGUGAUGUACAUACUAUAGGUACAAAUUCAGGCGCUCAAGACGAUUCUUCUGAUAUAGUAAAAAGUCUAAAUGAUGCAAAACAUAAAGUUGAGAGUGUGCAGGACCAAUCAGAACAUCAAGAGGUAGCUGUAAAUGUAGAAAACUCCAGUAAUUUUAAUUCGUUUCAAUUCUGGAGGACUCCUUUACCUGUCGUAGAGUUAGAUCUAGACUUGUUACAAGAUUCCAGCACUGAGCCAGAGAUGUUUAGGGACCCAUUUGAAGAUAACCGACCACACACCGAUCAGUGUGCCGCCUUUGCAAACACUCUUGAAGAUUUGUCUAUCUGUGAUAACCUGCCAAAUACUGUGAUAGAUGACCAGUAUAGAAUGUCCCGGGAAAGCCUGGGUAGCAAUGAGGUCGACAUUUCUGACAUCGAGCCCAUAACGCCCAUAGACGAUACUGAGGAGACAACUAUGAGAGUUAUCAAUGGAGUUGUUCAAGAUCUUUCAGAUAUUAACCUAGGCCAUAUAGACAGUAAAUUGCUGCUGUCCUUGUUGCCUCUUGCAGAUCUAAGUGGGGGCGUGAGCAACAUGAUGUACAUGGACCACGACUUCUCCUCCCUUUCCCCCAGUGGUCUCCAUGGAAACCUACCGGACGAUGCCACUCUGGCACAACAGCAGGACAUAAUACCCCAGAGCCUUCUGGAGAAUUACCUCGGGAUGACUGAACCCUCCAGGGCCCAGACUGUGGACACGGACAUCACCAAAUACUGUGCCUACAACUUGCCUGCAGUGGCCUAUACACUAGGCAGAGAGAACUGGCAUUGUAUACGUAACCUCUAUGAGACCUUGGCUGCAGAUAUGCAGUGGAAGGUGAGACGCACGUUGGCCUUCUCAAUACACGAGCUAGCUGUGAUACUGGGUGAGGAGAUAACGCACAGAGACCUGGUCCCUGUAUUUGAUGGCUUUCUUAAGGACUUGGAUGAAGUCAGGAUUGGAAUACUGAGGCAUCUUGCAGAUUUCUUGAAGUUUUUACACCCGAACGUUCGAAGACAGUAUCUGAUCAAGGUUCAGGACUUCAUGAAUGUUGACAACAGCAGAAACUGGAGGUUUAGACAGGAAUUAGCUGAACAACUGGCGUUGAUAGCAGAGUUGUACUCUGCAACUGAGAUCAGUGAUCAUUUGUUGCCAAUGGCGAUAGCUCUGGCUGAGGACAAGGUGGCUGAAGUGAGAUUGGACGCCUACCACUUGAUAAGUGUGAUGAUCAAGCGUAUGAGAGAUAGUGGGGAUGAGAAACUAGUCCAAUACCUCAUCAAUCAGUUGAUACAGAAGUUUGCACUUAACUCCAAUUGGGCUCGAAGACAAAUCUACACCCUGCUGUGCUCCAGUGUUGUACGGGAGGAGUCACUGAGCCCACAGGAGUUUGCCCGGGACAUGCUGCCCUCCCUGCUUGACCUGGUCAAGGACACGGUGCCCAACGUACGCAUCACGCUGGCCAAGACAUUGUACUCAUAUAUCAACAAUGAAAAGUACAGUGGGUGUGAGGGCCAUUCCAGCGUGUCCGAGGUGGAGGAAGUGAUGUCACAGCUGAGGUUGGACAGCGACCGCGACGUGCGCUUCUACUGCUCACCCGAGGCCUAUCAGGAAACUACUGCCUAUUCAGACGACACUAAUAGUCUAAAUGAAUACCAGGUAGAUUUCAGGCUAGCUGACCAGCUCUCACAAUGGUAUUCAGGAGGAAUGUAAACAGAUUCUGACUGUCGAAAAAAAAUGUCUGAAAAGCUGUGAUCAUUGGAUUACAUUUGUGGUGGGCUGGCUCCUGGACUCUUGGGUUCACAUUAAAGCUACUAGCAGAAGAUUGGAUGCAAUAAACAUUUUGAUGCAACUUGCAAAUUAUGUUUAUUCACUGUUUGUACCCAUAGCUGUGCCAGGAGAAGAUAAUGCAAGCUCAAUUGGCUUGCAUGCACUAAUGAUUUGAUAUAACAGUACAUUUUGGGAUGGGCUCUGUGAAAAGGGGGUAAUAAUAUGUGCAUAAAGUGUCAGCCAAGAUAGCCUGUGCAGUCCGCACAGGCUAAUCAUGGAGGACACUUUCCGCUUGUAUUGUAUUUUUCGUUGAAAGGAUGACUGUUCUUGACGAAAAUCCAAUUAAGGUGGAAAUGGUCAUUCCUGAAUAGCCUGUGCGCACUGUUAAGGUUAAUCUGGGACGACACUUUGUACAAAUUCAUUUAACCCCCUUUUCACAGAGCCCGGCCCAUUUGAAGUACGGUUCUGUUGAUUGUUCACGUAAUAAAAAAGAUAAGCCAGUACAGAACAAGACUCAUUGUUCAAUGACACUUUUCUGAGAUGUGAUCAUUGUUUUCUUUAAAAUAGAUGGGCUCAAUCUUGGUACAAUUCUAGUGUGUGUUUUUACAACACAUUUUAAUUUAUCCAAAUUUAAUGUUAAUGAAAAUAAAGCAAUAACAUUUACUGUAAUUUCUUUCACUUAUAAAUAACAUCGGCCUGUAUUAACAAUAUUACAUUGAUCUUUCAUUCAGUUAGAAAUUGUAUCAUUUAGUUACAUAUUUUUUUAAGAAAGCAUUUAAAACAAACCGUGUUUUGUGUGAAAGUUGUUUAUAAUUUACAUAAAGCUAGUUUUUUAAAAACAAUUUACUGACAUUAAUAUAAGCAAGUGAAAACAUAGUUGGUAUUUCGAAAACCAGAUUUCAGUCUUUUCAAAUUCUUUCUGCUUGCCCAUCCAUUGUGGUGAUAUUCUGCCAGUCACAGAUCUUGUAGUAUUUUGUUAUGCAUGUGGGUCUUUGAGAAAUGCUCUUUAAAUAUGUUUCUGAACAAUAUGUGUUUGUUUUUUGUGUAUCAGUUAAGAAGUUGGUAUCUUGGUGUAUUAAUACGUUUUAAUUAAUAGGCUGCACAUAAUACAUUUGUAAUAUUAUUUUUUAUAUAUAAAUGUUCUUUUUUAACUUAUUUGCAUCGGUGAAUAUUUUAUUAAUAUCAAACAUAAAUUAUAUUUGUAAGAACAUUUUUAGAGGUAGCAUUAUCAAAAACCAUUUUAAAUUGUUAUCAAAAUACUACAUGACAGCAGAGAUUUGUCAGAUUUUCCACCAUGAUGGGGUCUUUUUGUAAUUUACAAUUUUACGAGAGGAUAGCAAGUUUUUUUUAAAGUAUAAUUUGCCAUGUGGGAUGAGUGUAACAAUGGCCUGCAUGUAUGCAUAAUACAAUUAAUCUGUGUUGCCAUAAGAUAAUGUGUCAGUGAAUUAUAUGUUUAUAUUAAUUCUAAUGUGUUUCUGUGAUAAAUGUUUGAUAUUGAUUAAAGCAUGAACUUUGUUUGGAAGUUAUUUGCCUUAUUUUUGUGUUUUACUGUGCAAAAAUUAAGGAGUGCUCUAAACAGUGAAGGGGGACCACUCUGAUUUCUCAGGCCUUCCGAGAGUUACCUACCAUUCUACUAUUUUAUGGGAACAUGUUUUGUAUUCUUCAAAAAAAAUGUGCACAUUUCGUCUUCUAUGCAUGAUGUUAUAUGCAUUUCAUCAGCACAUUAUAAGUGUUGCAAAGUAAUGUUUUGCUUAUUGUGUGAUUAAUUGAAAUUCAUGUAUUCUUAAAAUCUUAAUAAUUAACAUUUAGCUUGUAAACUUUUAAUGUGUGUGUGUAAUAAAUUUAAUUAUUUAGUAAUUAGUGUAAUAAGUUAAAAUUUCUAAUGAAUUAAUAUGCAAAUGAAUUGAUAUGCGAAUGCAUAAUGAAAUGUGUUUUGUAAAAGAAUCAAGUUUUUAUGAACUUAUUGCUUCUUCUGUAUGGUCUUAUAUUUGGAUACUUAUUAUUCCCCGCCAAAGGCACAGGGAUACCUUUUCCAGGGUAUUAACAGUCAGUCCACCUGUCACAAUUUUUUUUCGGAGGAUAUCAAUUUGCUUGUGGUUUUUUAUAAAGUUGCCUGAAAAAGUUCUUUUUGAAACUUGAAUAAUACUGUAAGUCUCUUUUAUAUUUACCAGUAUACCAGUAUGGUCCAAAUUAUCAAGUUCUUAGUCCCAUCAGGGACGAUCUACUUCUUCAUCGAGGGCUGGAUUUAAACAAUAAUACUUGAUUUACACAUGUUAAAUUGAUAUUAUAUAUAUUAUUCCACGCUUGAUUCUUUAUUUAUCAUGUUAACAUAGUUCUUUUCAGCUUGUCGUCUGUUAAUGGGGUAGACUUUAUAUCAAUGGGCGGUUGUUAGAACGGUACCUAGAUAAAUGAAUAAGCGUGGGUGUUUGGUAGUCAAAUGUCUUUCAAAUGAUUUUUGGUGCCAGAAUAGCAUUAGAUGUUGACAUGUUUGUGUUUAUGUCAUUUUGUUGUAAACUAAUUUAAGGUAUCAUGUUAAAUAGUUAGCUUGAAAAUUUGACAUAGAACGUUGUUAGCUCAUAAUAAAAAUAGUUUUUGUUUUUUUGUUUUUUUCAGCAAUUAAGACAAUCUCAUCCUAGUAGAAGUGUUGAACUGUUUUCAUCGUAGAUUAUUUCCUGCAAUUCAAAGAAUGCUUUGAGGAAAAUCCUUAGUUUCAAAUUUAUAGUAAAACAGUCUUUCAUACUCAUACUUAUAAUAGUUUAUUGGUCUGACUCAGCCGAACGUUUAACAGACUAACAUAAAAGACAAUUAUCUUUAAACAGAUUGUUCACAUGAUGUUUAUGCUUUUAAAACGGCCAGAUAUGGCAACAACUAUAUUCAUAGUCAGUGUAUUACAAAUAUGAAGCACAAUAUUGGUUAAUUUUGAUAUUCGAGAAAAAGUUAACAAGAAAUAGGUUUUUAUAUUUUAUUUGUUUUUAAAGUCUUAACAUCGCAAGUUGUGUCUGUAAAGGCCUGUGAAUGUCUUAUGCAUUGUCUUGCUUAUUCCGCGUUGUAACUUGAAUAACCUAAAAAGUGUAUUAGGAUUUUUAUUGUAUAUGAUUUUGUUUUAGUUUGAUGAAUAAAAGCUUCUGUAUGUAUAUUUAUUUAUUUACCAGAUUAUUUCAUAUAUUUCAAAAUAGUGUUAAAUUUCAAAGAUGCCUAUACACUGUUUGUCAAAGAAAAUUACGGUUGGGAAUAAACAUAAUAAUUUA
Messenger RNA from Dreissena polymorpha, 6835 nucleotides. Its product is annotated as serine/threonine-protein phosphatase 4 regulatory subunit 1-like. Bases 396 to 3530 code for a protein of 1044 amino acids. Gene Ontology annotation, biological process: protein dephosphorylation. The transcript is spliced from 20 exons. Lineage: Eukaryota; Metazoa; Mollusca; Bivalvia; Myida; Dreissenidae. The record is from RefSeq and is a predicted model, not a curated record. Gene Ontology annotation, molecular function: protein phosphatase regulator activity.